This is a messenger RNA of Rotaria sp. Silwood2, 1674 nucleotides long. NCBI's taxonomy places the organism in Eukaryota, Metazoa, Rotifera, Eurotatoria, Philodinida, Philodinidae. The record is from the annotation of a GenBank genome assembly.
AUGACAUCAACAAACAUAUACGAAAGACAUUAUCUUACAAAGUCUCGUACAAAAAGCGAUGAUAAUGUAUAUGUGUUGAUAUUGUUUAAAUGUGACAAUACGUUUAUUAUUAAAAAAAAAUCAAAUCUUCAUGGUAUUGCAGAAAAUGGCCUAGUGACAAUGAAAGACCGAAAUAAAAAUUACGUUGGUUAUUGUUUAUUUGAAGGUGAGCGUUUAGUAAAUAACUAUCAUAAUACCGCCCAUGAAGAUUUCUAUUCGAAACUCGUACAUAUUAUAGGAUCAUUGACAGAAGUAGAAGCUGCGGCUGAGCGUUUAGAUAAAGAAAUGAAUACUGAUUUAGAAUCAGAUUGUGAAAAUAUCAUGAAUAAUCAUAAAUUAAACAAACAACAAGGAUUAGGUCAGUCUUCAAUUUUAAAAACGCCAAACAAUUCAAGUAUUGAAAUUGAUUGUUCAGCAACAAUGAAAAAUAAUAAGAUUCAGAAAAAAAUAGACAAUGAUUCAAUAGAUUCAACAAUACGAUCUUUAGCUACGACGUCUUUCGAUAAUACAUCAAAAACUUAUGAAACGCCACCAAUUUCAGAUAAAACUGUUCAGAAAAAGCAUGUACAGGAAGCAUCACGUAAACAAGGUGUUGUUCCUGCUUAUCAAGUCCUACGCGAUAUUCAAUAUAUAACCAGAGAUACAGAAAAUGGACAAAGUGAAGAAACAUUAUCAUCAUAUGAAGAUGAUGAUGAUUUUGAAACCGAUGAUGACGACGACUCAACAGAAAGAAUAAUUGGUAUAACAAACUCAUUAACAACCGCAGCACGAUUAAAAUCAACAUCAGUUAAUAAAGUUAAAUCACAGCAAUCCAAACAAUCCUCAUCAUAUGCUUUUAAAACAACAUCUCAUGAAACAACUUCGAAACGGUUGUGCAAUAAACAACUUUUUCCUUCAAACAGUGAUGGUUAUCAAGAAAUAAUGGUAUUAUUAAAAUCAUCGAUUUUAACAAACAAGGAUUUAGCAAGAGAUAUGAAACUAUCAUUACUUGAUAUAAAACAGUUAUUUGUGUUGAUCGAGAAGUUGGAUGCGAAGCUCAAUUUAAUAUUUGACAACCAAAAAAAAAUACAGCGAGCAUUAGCAAAAAGAAAAAUCAAUGUAGCGCUAUUUGGUGGUGAUUUCGAUGCAGAAAAUCAAUCACAGAGUGAUGUACCAUUUGAACGUUCACUGAAUUACCAGAAGCAAGAUGGCACAACUAUCGAUUUAUUACAAUUAUACGGCGUUCGAACGCAGAUAGGACGUUUCGUCGCCCUGGUGAUGGAUCAUGUUUUUACAAAACAUGAACUAUGCACCAUCACAACAAACCAAUUGAUAAAAGAUGAACGUUAUAACACUAUUAAGGAAGCUGUUAGAUCAAGGUUCAAAUUAAAUGCUGAAGAAAUGAAUGCCGAAUGGCCAACGAUUCAUGAAAGUAUACUUCAAAAACGACGCAACGAAAGAAUAUUUAUGGAUGAAAUAUUACAUGGAAUCAGUUUAUCAAAAAAUAUCUUUAUUACUGUAGCCAUUAAUCCAUCAAGAAAUCUUGAUGAUGAUUCUCAUGAUGGUUUUCAAGUUCAUCAAUGUGAUUAUAUUGUCCAUGAAUUACCACAAUCAUUAGAUAAUCUCAAAGUUUCAUAUGGAAUAUUAGAUUCAUAA